AUGAGUGGAGGCGGCAGCAGUUCAUCCUCCUCGCCCACGAAGCCACGCCACCAACACCUACCACCGCCGCUCAAGACGCCUUCGAGCCUCACACCGCAUAAUGGCGGCUCGACACCCUCCAAAACGCAGUACUCCCCUCCCCUCCUCCUCACCGUCCGCUUCUCGACCUCAAUCCCCGACCUGCUCCUGGAUAUCCCACGCCCGAGCCGGACCACGGUCGCGGCGCUGAAGCACCUCAUCCGCACACGCCUCGAGCAGCCCAACUCCCAGCGCCGCCUGCGCUUCAUCCACGGCGGCAAGAUCCUCCCGGACAACGCGGUCCUCGGCGCCGUGCUGAAGGUGCUCCCGCCGCCACCAUCGGCAGCGAACACAUCCUCCUCCUCCGCCGCCAACAGCGAGCAUGACCCAAAGGGCAAGGGCAAGGCGGUGGAGGGCAGCAGCCACCACGCGCAGAGGGUCUACGUAAACUGCAGCAUCGGCGACCUGCUCACGGACGCGGAGCUCGAACAGGAGAGGAAGAAGGCCGAAGAGCCCGUGCCAGAGCAGGCGCCCGCCUCGGGGCUGUCGUCACCAUACCCACCGAGCCAUUCGCCGCUGCCGGGCGGGAACGGAGGGGCGGGCGCAGGGCAGGAGCGGACGCCCCGCGGCUUCGACAGGCUGCUCUCGGCGGGCUUCACCGCGGCCGAGGUGAACCAGCUGCGGCUGCAGUUCCGCUCGAUCCAGGCGGCGCGCCACACGGCGGACACGCUGCCGAGCCCGGACACGCUGCGCGGCAUGGAGGACGCGUGGAUCGACAACAACAACGACGCGGGCGCGGGGCCCGCCGCGGUGCCCACUGCUGGCGGCGACGAGGGCGAGGGCGUCGCCGCCGCCGGCGGGGAGGAGUUUGGCGUCGCGGGCGUGCUGGACCUGCUGCUCAAGGGCAUGUUCAUCGGGUUCGUGUGGCCGCUCGGGGCCAUCGGGUGGCUGGUCCGGGACGAGGAGAAGAUCCCCAAGCGCAUGCGGGUCUUUGUCUACUUUGGCUUCGUGCUGAGUCUGCUCAUUGGCACGAUCCGGGCUAUUGGGUGA
Molecule: messenger RNA, 1068 nt
Organism: Diaporthe amygdali
Lineage: Eukaryota; Fungi; Ascomycota; Sordariomycetes; Diaporthales; Diaporthaceae
Exons: 1
Coding region: 1-1068 (355 amino acids)
Biological process (GO): protein processing
Cellular component (GO): Dsc E3 ubiquitin ligase complex; endoplasmic reticulum
Molecular function (GO): protein binding
Source: RefSeq, a predicted model, not a curated record